AUGGACCAGCAGCAUCCGCUUCUGAUUGCCAGCGAAAACAUCCAUGACAGUGGCAUCAUCGAGGAUGUCCACCAGGAAUCGGAAGACACCGGAAACGAGGAUUACGGCGACGAAAGCAAUCUCGAGUCGAACCUUCGCCGGCGGAAAGGAAAAAUCAUUUCCUGCGUCGAAAAUGCAUCAAGAUUGAUCCGAAGACGCGUGCCUUGCGCCGGCCAUUUGAUGACACCCCGACGGCUGUGGCUGAACAAAAUUCCGACCCAAUGCGAUGUGGUGAUUGAAUUUCCAGAGGACGCUCCCGACGAUGCUCUCCGAUGGCUGCUAAACAGGAUCAAGGCGAACCCUCCGGAAGGGUUGGGACUCUCGACGAUGGUUCGAGCGCACGAAAGCACCAAACGCACCGCAUUCUACAUAACAGCGCCGAUGAAUGUAUUAUUCAAGGCAGCCGAGGACGCCCGCCUGCCGAAGCGGCUGCGAACCGACCUGGGAGGAGCGCUGAAGGAGUUUACCAAACGGGAAAGCCAUUGCUUUGCCCAAUCGAAGGACAACGAAGGUGCAAACAGUCUAUUUACCUCCCAGGAGCGCCAGUGGCUGGUGCUACAGGUCCUGCAGGGUCUGCGAGCUGGCACACCGGAUCUGGACGCGCUACAAGGCCGAGCACAGGUCGAGGAGGGCCAGAGCAUCGUGGCCGCCUGGCAGGAGCUGGGCCUAAUAACGCAGGUGUUCCCGCUUCACGAGACGACCGCCCUACAGCAGCUUCAGUCGAGCUGGGUUCGGAAGUUCUUCGCACCGCAACCCCUAGACGACAUCGCGGCGUACUUCGGUGUCAAGGUGGCGCUCUACUUUGCUUGGUUGGGUCACUACACCUGUGCGCUGUGUGUUCCGGCCGUCCUGGGGACGAUCCUGUACGCUGGGCUGUGGGGUCGUGGCCAGACGGCUCAAGACGUCGGACACGUUGUCUUCUCGCUGUUCAAUGUGGCCUGGGCGUCACUCUACCUGGAAGCCUGGAGACGCUACUCGGUGGAGCUGGCUUUUCGCUGGGGCACUCUAUCUACACCGCCCGAGCUGCUGGAGCCACCACGUCCGCUGUACAAGGGGCCUCUGGAGGAAAGCACCGUCACCGGGCGGCUGGAGCCGAAGGAAACGCCAGCCUGGCAGCGGCGAGCCUUCCGUUAUCUAGUUAGCUUUCCAAUUAUAGGGCUCUGCUUGGUGCUGGUGUUUGUUGUGAUGUUCCUGAUGUUGCGGCUGCAGGAUUGGCUCGAUCAACACUUACCCUAUAGCAGUGCUGGCCUGUGGGAGUGCAUGUGCAUAGUGUCUCAGGAUUGGUGGGAUGCCAAGCUGCCGGAGCAGGGUGUAUUUAGCUGUCUGAGCGUCAUACCGAAGGUCCUGCUGGCCGGCGCCAUUACACUAAUGGACGAAGCGUACUACAAGCUCGCCGUCUGGCUGAACGAUAAAGAAAACUAUCGGCUGCAGUCGAAGUACGAGAACCAUCUCAUCGCCAAGGUGGCCCUGUUCCAGUUUGUCAACAGCUUUCUUUCGCUGUUCUACAUCGCCUUCUAUCUGCGCGACCAGGACAAGCUCAAGGAGCAAUUGGCUGGGUUGCUGAUAUCGCGCCAGAUCAUCGGAAACCUGCGUGAAUCCGCCUGGCCUUACCUGGUGGAGCAGUGGCGUCUGGCGAAGUUGAGCUUCCGGAUGUGGGGUGCGCUCAGUCCAACGCAGGAAACACCACCCACGAUGACAACAGCUACCGCUACUGGUCAGUCAGGUUCCACAGUCAGUUCACCUUCAGCUUCAACGAUCGCAAGCGAUGGUAGGCAGUCGAGCGAUGGAAAAAGUCCUUCCGAAGCUGGUGCUUACUCUCCACCCAAACGCUCGAUAGGACAGGCAGAAAUCGAAAGCUCCCUUUACAAGUACGACGGAACCUUCUCCGACCACCUGGAGAUGCUGGUCCAAAUGGGAUACGUGGUGCUGUUUUCCGCGGCAUUUCCGUUGGCGGGACUGUGCGCGUUGGCUAACAACCUGCUGGAGAUCCGGUCCGACGCGUUCAAACUGGCCCAUGUACACCAGCGUCCAUUUGGUCAGCGUGUGGCCAACAUUGGCACCUGGCAGAACGCUCUCGGCAUGCUUGGGCUGGCGGCUGUCAUCGUGAACUGUGCCCUUAUUGGGCUGUCAGGACAGGUGUCCCGAUUGUGGCCCGGUCUCACGUCCACCCAAACAGUCAUCUUGAUCGUAGCACUCGAACACGUGAUGCUGGGGUUACGAUCGGCUCUAACGUGGCUACUUCCGGAACUACCUUCUUGGCUAGCGGCCGAGAUUGCCCGGGCUGAACACUGUCGGCGAGAGAUGCAAUGUAAAGGACCAUCGCCUCGUCAAACUCCACCAUCGCCGCCAUCGUCCACCUCCAUUUCGCAUCACGAUCAGGACUUUAACAGCAACCAGGACAUCUUCGAUAAGACCGAGCAGUCUGUUGGCAGAUUCCACAUAUCUCCCAGUCACGACAAUAACCCGGAUGGUGAGCUAGAGCGUGUUGCGCUCACGAGUGCAGUUACCAAGCUAGACAACUUGGUCCCGAGCGUCCAGCAGAUGCGCCAGGAUCAGCAGCAACAGCAGCAGCAACCUCAACAACACAAGAACUCGCAGAGCAGCUGCGACAACAUGGACAUUUUCGCUAUGGACACGCGCGACAUUUCACCGGAUUCGCCGAUCUCGCAGACAAGCACAGUAUUAUUACGACCUCUCCAAGAUUCUCCUCUUAGUGGUCAAUCUGCACAAACCGUUGCAUUAGAAUCGACACAAGCGAAUUCAGGUGCAUGUCUUAAGCAGCCAAGCAUUAAGCUCGCCGACAUACCGCCCUUCCGAGGACAAGCGAUGAAGCACAGCUGUAGUAUUUACGAUAAGCGAAGCAUCAACCUUGGUGAAACGUCGCAAAGCUCCCGGAUCGCCUCGAAGCCAAUCCAAAUACCAGAAAUACCACCGUUUCGCAAGCAGGCGCACUCCACGAUGCAUUCGCCCGUCAACCAGAGCCCGCAAACGCCCGCACCGCUGUCAUCCGCGAACCCUUCGCCACCGCGGAUCGCCGAAAUUCCGCCCUUCCGGCCGCGCAUCCGUUCCAAGGAAUGGAUGCCCAACAUCGAGGUGGGUCGACUGAAGCACACCGAGCACCAUCUCACGAUUGGCCCUAGCGGAGGGGCCGAAUGGGCAAAACGCUUGAAGGCAGCCGAUCCCUCCAUCAUUCACAGAAGUACCGAUUGCAUUGUAGCGAAGCAGCAAGAGCUGGCCACUGGGUCCGAUUCGGAGUUGCUCAAACCAGCACCUUCCUGGACAAACGUGGCGGCAAAACCUGGCGGCGAACAGCAACCGGGAACCAGCAACAGCGCCCCAUCGGUGAAGGCCCCAACCGAGGAAGAAGCGAAAGCGGCCGAACUGGCAGCCAAAAAGUCCCGCCUAAAGCAGAGUCUGGUGAAGCGCGCACGAUCGGUCGCCAUCUUCUCGCUGAAGCUGAAAGAACAGCGAGCAAAACGGGCGGAGAAAAUGGCCCUCGAAGCACUGGAAGCGUUACCGGCACCACCGCCAGGAGGCGAACUGUCACUGAUACCGAUCGAGCAGUUGAUCCAGGUGGAUGACGUGCUAAGUCAGCGAAAUCAUGGAGGAGGUUCCGGCCACAACAAUGGUCACUCGUAA
Messenger RNA from Anopheles nili, 3678 nucleotides. RefSeq names its product anoctamin-8 (gene wwk). Gene Ontology annotation, biological process: chloride transmembrane transport. The transcript is spliced from 23 exons. Gene Ontology annotation, cellular component: plasma membrane. Gene Ontology annotation, molecular function: chloride channel activity. Lineage: Eukaryota; Metazoa; Arthropoda; Insecta; Diptera; Culicidae. The coding region runs from base 1 to 3678 and encodes 1225 amino acids. The record is from RefSeq and is a predicted model, not a curated record.